Molecule: messenger RNA, 1125 nt
Organism: Nakaseomyces glabratus
Lineage: Eukaryota; Fungi; Ascomycota; Saccharomycetes; Saccharomycetales; Saccharomycetaceae
Gene: AGX1
Product: alanine--glyoxylate transaminase
Cellular component (GO): peroxisome
Molecular function (GO): L-serine:pyruvate transaminase activity; L-alanine:glyoxylate transaminase activity
Source: RefSeq, a predicted model, not a curated record
AUGUCCACCGAAGCUGAUACUCUAUUGAUUCCUGGUCCAGUUAUUCUUAGUUCUAAAGUACAAAGGGCAUUAGAUGUUCCAUCCUUAUCCCAUACUUCCCCAGAGUUUGGUGCAAUUUUUCAAAGAACACUGAAAAAUACCAGGAAACUUUUCAAAGCAGAUGAGAAAGAGGGUCAACCAUUCGUUAUUGCAGGUUCAGGUACAUUGGGAUGGGAUAUUGUUGGUGCAAACUUGAUUGACAACAACGACAGUGCCUUGGUUGUAUCUACAGGUGUCUUCUCCGAAUUUUUUGCCGAGUGUUUGGAACUUUAUGGAGCUAACGUUGAUAAAUUAACUGCUGAAGUUGGCGAUGUCGUUCCAACUGAAAAGAUCAGAGAGAAGCUGAAGGAAAAGAACUAUAAAUUGAUUACUUUAACACAUGUCGACACUUCGACAGCGGUGUUGUUGAACGUUAAAGAAAUUGCAGAAAUUGUUCGUCAAAUAUCCCCCGAGACAUAUAUCAUUGUUGAUGGUGUCUGUUCAAUUGGUUGUGAGGAAUUUGAGUUCAAAAAAUGGGGUAUUGAUUAUUGUUUGACUGCAUCUCAAAAGGCGUUAGGAGCACCUGCUGGUUUGAGUAUCUCAUUUGCAAGUCAAAGAGUGGUCGAUUUUGUUAAAUCUGAUAAAUAUAAGCCAAAGUCGUACUUUACAUCUUUAAAAAAAUGGCUGCCAAUUAUGGAAGGUUACGAAAAUGGUACACCAAAGUAUUUUGCUACACCUGCUAUUCAAAGCAUCAACAGUUUGGAUGCUGCUCUUCAAGAAAUUUUGGAAGAUGGAUUAGAAGCUAGGUGGACGAAACAUGCAAAAAUGAGUACCGAAUUUAAAGACAAAUUAACCAAAGAACUAGGCUUAAAAUUAGUAUCUAAAUAUCCAGCUGAAUCAGCAGCCCAUGGUCUAACAGCCAUUUAUGUUGAUGAGCCAGGUAAAGUCAUUUCUCAUCUGAAGGCCCACGGUGUUGUUAUUGCCGGCGGUAUAAUGCCAUCAAUUGCAACUAAAUAUAUCCGUGUUGGUCAUAUGGGUGUCACAGCUUGUGACCCAAGUGUCGACUAUAUUCCAACAUGUUACAAGCUAAUAUCAGAAGCUAAAUAA